AUGUCAGCCACCAAUUUUCCACCCUUGAAAAACGACCUUAUUCUUCGUGCCUCGCGAGGCGAAAAGGUCGAGCGGGUGCCUAUCUGGAUUAUGAGACAAGCCGGCCGCUACUUACCCGAAUUCCAGGAAGUGCGUAAACAUCACGGUUUCUUUGAAAUUUGUCGCACGCCCGAACUGGCUUGUCAGUUGACGCUGCAACCCAUCGAUCGUUACGGCUCAUUGUUGGAUGCGUCCAUUAUCUUUUCCGACAUUUUGGUUAUUCCACAAGCUUUGGGUAUGGAAGUGCAAAUGGUCGAAGGUCGCGGUCCCGUCUUUCCGGAGCCCUUGGUCCACCCCAAGGAUGUCGCUCGUCUUCGUGAACACGUCAACGUGGAUCAAGAGUUGGGUUACGUGUAUAAAGCCAUCACUCUGACACGACAUAAACUCGAUGGCCGUGUCCCUCUGUUUGGUUUCACCGGUGCUCCUUGGACACUGAUGGCUUACAUGAUUGAAGGUGGCGGUAGCAAAACACUGUCCAAAGCCAAGACUUGGUUAUGGAAAUUUCCCGAGGAAACCCAUGAACUCUUGCAACGCAUCACUGGUGUCACGGUCGAGUUUUUAGUGGGACAAGUGAGAGCAGGUGCACAGAUGUUGCAAAUCUUUGAUUCCUGGGCGGGCGAAUUGAGCCCUCACGACUUUAGAACCUAUUCCUUGCCUUAUAUCAAACAGAUCGCCACAGAGGUGAAGGAGCGUCUCGCGAGAGAAAACCUCGAGGUGGUGCCCAUGACCAUUUUCGCUAAAGGCGCUUGGUAUGCUUUGGCCGAUUUAACCAACAUUGGAUAUGAAGUGGUGUCCUUGGAUUGGACCAUUGACCCAGAAUACGCGCGUCACGCAACCAAGGACCAGGUCGUGCUUCAAGGCAAUAUGGAUCCUUCCGUUUUGUUUGCCGGUCAUGACGCGAUCCGCGAAACCGCCACACGCAUGGUGCAAGCCUUUGGUAGAGACGGUAAACACAUUGCUAAUCUCGGUCACGGUAUUCUACCCACUGUCGAUCCCGAAGCUCUUCGAACCUAUUUGGAAACUGUGCAAAGAGUCUCCGCCGAAAUUCGCGAAGAUUAA
Radiomyces spectabilis is the source of this 1098-nucleotide messenger RNA. RefSeq names its product uroporphyrinogen decarboxylase. The record is from RefSeq and is a predicted model, not a curated record. Gene Ontology annotation, molecular function: uroporphyrinogen decarboxylase activity. Gene Ontology annotation, biological process: heme biosynthetic process. The coding region runs from base 1 to 1098 and encodes 365 amino acids. Gene Ontology annotation, cellular component: cytosol. Lineage: Eukaryota; Fungi; Mucoromycota; Mucoromycetes; Mucorales; Radiomycetaceae. The transcript has 4 exons.